Molecule: messenger RNA, 2292 nt
Organism: Aedes aegypti (yellow fever mosquito)
Lineage: Eukaryota; Metazoa; Arthropoda; Insecta; Diptera; Culicidae
Product: T-complex protein 11-like protein 1
Exons: 4
Coding region: 298-1806 (502 amino acids)
Biological process (GO): signal transduction
Source: RefSeq, a predicted model, not a curated record
GCACGCGACACAGUCAGUCUAGUCCUGAUCUUUGUCUGAUACAGUUAGCUAUACAGUUGGCACGUGUUCCUUCAGCGGGUAUUGCACAGUUGCUCCUACAAACGACAGACAACAAAAGUGAAUAAGUGUGAACUCAUUGCUAGUGCAAUUAGCAUUAUUGUUACAGUUCUUCUGUUCCCGUGUCUUUCGCUACAGUUGCUCAUUGAAGUUGUAACAAUAGCUCAAUACUUGAGUUCGAGACGGGUCUACCGAGAGGGAAAGUAACGUCGGCCAAGCAAGGCGAGCAAAGGCAAAACCAUGCCAGCUGAUUCAUUUUCAAGAAUGGACUCGUCGGGGUCCGCAGCAGAGUCAUCGUCGUCCAGCGAGGCGAAAGACAUUCCGGCCAACAUCGAAGCUGCCAUUCUGAGGGCUCGUACCGAGAGCGAAGGCUCCGAUAAAUCCGGUCCAACUCGAUUCGUGCUCCCCGGAACAUCUGCCAGUCCGCCGAAAAUACUCACUCUGGAUGAGGUUCAGGACGCGGUAAAGAACAUCGAAAAUAUGACCCUAGCUCACGAAAUUGCAAUCAACAGUGACUUCAAACUGCAACCGUACGAACCCCCGGAGAACUCACUGGAGCGGAUCAUCAAGGACACUAUGCACAAGGCGUACUGGGAAGUCCUGCGGGAGCAACUUGGGCGUCAGCCGCCGUGCUACGAUAUGGCCAUCCAAUUGUUGGCCGACAUCAAGGAUGCCUUCCAGAGUGUUCUUAGCAAAAACAACGAACGUGCCCUAGCCAGGAUCAAUGAGAUCCUGGAUGAAACUGUGAUACGCCAACAGGCCGAACAAGGUGUGUUGGAUUUUCAAGUCUACGCCAAAUUUGUGAUUCACAUUAUGGCACUCUCAUGUGCACCGGUGCGUGAUGAACAGAUUGCCAAGCUGAAAGAAAUCCAAGACGUCGUAGAACUGUUCCGCGGAAUCUUGGAGGCCUUGCAACUGAUGAAGUUAGACAUGGCCAACUGUCUACUGGAUGCCGCCAGAAACGACGUCAUUGCAAACUCGGUUGAAUAUGAGAAACAGAAAUUCAAGCAAUUCCUCGAGCUUUACAAGGAUGGUUUUCCGGAAACGGAGAAAUGGCUCAAACGUAACCAAGUGCUGGAACAAACUGCCCAAAGUGAACAAGCUGCGGCCGGUCCGUCGGCUCCUGGCAGCGAUAGUCAAAAUCGUCGCUCAAAGGAUACAAUUUUCAAUGCAUACUUGGAACUUAUCGACUGGAAUACGGAAAACGAAUUCCCGGAAAUGUUGGAAAUGGAUCGGGACAGGGUGAUCGGUCUUCAAGGACGUGCCUCUCGAUUAUGCACUUGCGCAUCUACGCUUGCCAUUACGUGCGCUGCCAUUCCUUCGAUCGCUCAAGCUGCCGAUGUUCGUAAAAAUCUCGCCAAAGAGUUGGGAAUUCUACUGCAAAACUGUAACAACACUAAAGACCUUGAUGACAACAUCGAAAACAUUUGGCUCCAUGUCCGAUCGGUGAUCGUCACCCGGUUGCAGGAGCUCAACCAAUCCAAACUGGACGAACCAGUGGAAAGUGCGCUCAAAACGCAGAUCCUUCAAAUCGCCAAAAAGGAGUCUCCGGUGCGGAAUCUAAUGUGGAAACGCUUGCUAACCUACAUUCAGCUGGUGCUAAGGACGAACAGUUCCAUUCCAGCGCCGCCCGGAUUCCAGGAGUUCGCGGACGAAAUCGAGAGUUUGGCCACGGCGUUCAAGCGUAUUUCCUACUACAACUAUGCAGUCUACGGAGAGUAUUAUCAUGAAAUCUUAAACAAAGCGUAGAGUGGGUGCGAGUCAGUCGAUAUCGUCAUCACACGUAGGUUCUUCCUUGUAGCAGUAAUCGCCACUUACAUCUAUUUGUGUGUAGUUUUUCAUGUUUCGUACUGAUCAUUACGAAAUAGAUUAGUAUACAAAAUUAACUUGAAUAUAAUAUAUACACCAGUAGUAGGUAAAUUUUAGGACAUUACCCGUCAUCUGGAAAGAGCAAUUUGUGAGUUCGAAAUGUGAUAGAAUGAAGAAAAAAUACUUUUAUUUCUUGAAAGAGUUGAAUAACUGUUUUGCAGAUGUUGGAUGGAAUUAAGGAAAACUAACAACAGGUUCAAUGCUUUUCUCUGUGCAGUACGCAUACUAACCAAUAAUAUGCCUGCAUACAACCGUCAAACACUGCUACAGCUGAAAAGGCUGGGAUACGUUAAGUCGCCUUCAUCCCGUUUAUUGAUCUUAACUAUAAUCGUACUAUGAAAAAAACAGUUGAACAGAAAUGUUCGA